CUCUCUUUCCUGGCCGAUUACGCUGCGGUGUCAGCAGGACUGCGUGGACAGACUUUAAUAAAGUUUCUGCCCUGGUGGUUUCCCGGUCCAAACAUGGCCCCCAGCGCGCAACUGAAGGAGGCUAUAGCCGAUGUGCAGGAGGGGAUCCGUGCCAUUCUGCUCGGACCACCCGGUGCCGGGAAGGGGACUCAGGCCCCUCGGCUCGCAGAGCAGUACUGCGUUUGCCACCUGGCCACCGGAGACAUGCUCAGGGCCAUGGUGGCUUCAGGCUCUGAGCUGGGAAAGAGGCUCAAGAAGACGAUGGAUGCUGGCAAACUGGUCAGUGACGAGAUGGUCGUGGAGCUCAUAGAGAAGAACCUGGACACGCCGGCCUGCAGGAAUGGUUUCCUGUUGGAUGGAUUCCCCCGAACAGUCAAACAAGCAGAGAUGCUGGACGACUUGUUGGACAAGAGACGCGAGCAGCUGGACUCUGUGAUCGAGUUCUCCGUCGAUGACUCUCUGUUGGUCCGCAGGAUCUGUGGCAGACUAAUUCAUCAGCCGAGUGGCCGCUCCUACCACGAGGAGUUCAACCCCCCCAAAGAGCCCAUGAAGGAUGACGUGACAGGUGAACCUCUCAUCCGCCGCAGCGACGACAACGAGACAACGCUGCGCUCCCGUCUGGAUGCCUACCACCGGCAGACGGUCCCUCUGGUGCAGUACUACAGCGCCAGGGGCCUCCAUACGGCUAUUGACGCCGCCCAGAAGCCCAACGUCGUCUUCGCCUCCAUCGUAGCUGCCUUCUCCGCUGCCACAGAAACCGCCGCCCGUGUCACCGCCUCUGGUUGAAUCCUGAGCUGCUCCAUUUCCACCAAGGCGAAGGAUUGGAGCUGGAAAAAGAGCUCGGGUGGGUGGACAGAUGGAGGGACGGGGUGUAGGGUCAGACAAUGAGGGGGGGGGGGCAUUCCUUAAGACUUCAUGUAAGUUGAGGAUAAUUGUGUGGUGCGGUUGUCAGCAAAUUUCUUUUGAGCAAAGCUGUCUCUUUGUCAUAGUAAUCAUGUUUCCCCCUCCAAUAAAUCUGUUGCUUUUCUAAAUUAUCA
Molecule: messenger RNA, 1076 nt
Organism: Seriola aureovittata
Lineage: Eukaryota; Metazoa; Chordata; Actinopteri; Carangiformes; Carangidae
Gene: ak2
Product: adenylate kinase 2
Exons: 7
Coding region: 94-825 (243 amino acids)
Biological process (GO): ADP biosynthetic process
Cellular component (GO): cytoplasm; mitochondrion
Molecular function (GO): ATP binding; AMP kinase activity
Source: RefSeq, a predicted model, not a curated record